AUGGGUGUUGUCGAUUCUAUUAUAGAUUACGGUGAAGUGGCUUUCAACUUAUUCACCUCAUUAACUUUAGGCCAACAAAUAUCAAUCAUCUUAUUAACUCCUUUCCUUUAUAACUUAUUAUGGCAAUUGCAAUUCUCAUUAAGAAAAGAUAGAGUUCCAUUGGUGUUUCAUUGGAUUCCAUGGUUUGGUUCUGCUAUUGGUUUUGGUAUGAAACCUUAUGAUUUCUUUGAAGAAUGUAGACAAAAACAUGGUGAUGUAUUUGCAUUUAUGUUAUUAGGUAAAGUUAUGACGGUUUAUUUAGGUCCAAAAGGUCAUGAAUUCGUUUUCAAUUCAAAAUUGGCUGAUGUUAGUGCUGCUGAUGCUUAUACUCAUUUAACUACUCCUGUAUUUGGUAAAGGAGUUAUUUAUGAUUGUCCAAAUGCUAGAUUAAUGGAACAAAAGAAAUUUGCUAAAUUUGCUUUAUCAAAGGAUUCAUUUAAAACUUAUGUUCCCAAAAUUAGAGAAGAAAUUGUUAGUUAUUUUGAAGAAUCUGAUCAAUUUAAAUUAUCCACUAGAGAAAAGGGUGUUGCUAAUGUUAUGAUAACUCAACCUGAAAUAACUAUUUUUACUGCUUCAAGAUCUUUAUUAGGGGAAGAAAUGAGAAAGAAAUUUGAUAAAUCAUUUGCUCAAUUAUAUUCUGAUUUAGAUAAAGGUUUUACUCCAAUAAAUUUUGUUUUCCCAAAUUUACCUUUACCUCAUUAUUGGAAAAGAGAUGAAGCUCAACAAAAGAUUUCUUCAACUUAUAUGAAAUUCAUUAAUAAGAGAAGACAAUCAGGUGAUAUUGAUCCAAAUAGAGAUUUGAUUGAUUCUUUAUUAACUCAUUCAACUUAUAAAGAUGGAGUUAAAAUGACUGAUCAAGAAAUUGCUAAUUUAUUAAUUGGGAUUUUAAUGGGUGGUCAACAUACUUCUGCUUCAACUUCAGCUUGGAUUUUAUUACAUUUAGGUGAAAAACCAGAAUUACAAGAUGAAUUAUAUGAAGAAAUCACUUCGGUUUUAAAUGAAAAAGGUGCUACUAUAAAUGAUUUAACUUAUGAAGAUUUACAAAAUUUACCAUUAGUUAAUAAUACUAUAAAGGAAACUUUAAGAAUGCAUAUGCCAUUACAUUCUAUCCUUAGAAAAGUUAAACGUGAUUUAUUAGUUCCAAAUACAAAGUAUGUGGUUCCAAAAGGUCAUUAUGUUUUAGUUAGUCCAGGUUAUGUUCAUACUAGUGAUAGAUAUUUCCCUAAUCCUUAUGAAUAUAAUCCUCAUAGAUGGGAAGCUCAAGCUGCUUCCACUGCUAAUGAUGAUGAAGGUGAAGUUGAUUAUGGUUUCGGUGCUAUUUCUAAAGGUGUUUCAUCUCCAUACUUACCAUUUGGUGGAGGUAGACAUAGAUGUAUUGGUGAACAAUUUGCUUAUGUUCAAUUAGGUACGAUUGUAGCUACCUAUGUAUAUAACUUAAGAUGGACAUUAAAAGGUGACAAAGUUCCAGAUAUUGAUUUUGCUUCUAUGGUUACAUUACCUGAAGAACCAGCUGAAAUUAAAUGGGAAAAGAGAUCCACCUGUGUCCUUUAG
Molecule: messenger RNA, 1590 nt
Organism: Scheffersomyces coipomensis
Lineage: Eukaryota; Fungi; Ascomycota; Pichiomycetes; Serinales; Debaryomycetaceae
Gene: ERG11
Product: sterol 14-demethylase
Exons: 1
Coding region: 1-1590 (529 amino acids)
Molecular function (GO): iron ion binding; monooxygenase activity; heme binding
Source: RefSeq, a predicted model, not a curated record